UGAAAUCGAACUGAAACCGUCGCCUCAGAUACUCAGAUCCACUCGACGAGAACGGUCGUAGCCUGCUGCCGUCGGAUGUCGGAUUUGUCUGCCGAGCAGUCUCGUAAAUGCAAAGAACCUCGAAGUUCCAAAAGAUUGUUGUUCUGAAGUGCUAAAGAAAGUGCUCAAGUUCCUGUGACCGUAGAGUUCUAAGUUCUGAGGGCGAAUGAUAGGAAGCCCAGUUAAUAAAGUUCGUGAGAUAUCAAUUCGCUUCUCCUGAUAUCUAAUCAGUUUUCGCAAAUAAUUUAAUAUUAACCGCGGUGAAGCAUCGUUCAAAAAUACAAAAAAUAAAAACAGACUGAAACGUUGUUUGUGGAUUACGCGCUCCCUCCUCCAAGAAUUCCCAAAUUUAUUUCUUCGGACCCAAGCUAUGGCAAGCGUCCAGCCGGAGAAACUCUACAUGCACCUGAGCGCAUCGGAGCUGGCGGCAAUUAUCAUGAAAGAUUCACCCAAUUCCAACGACCGUGAUGCGGGCUUUUGUUCCGCCAGUUCGGAGAGCGAAGGCGGCGACGAUCUGGCCGUCGAGCACGCCGCCGAGCACGGCAGUGCCAGUGGCCGUCCCGCUCCCAACUCACUCGCACCGAAGGAAGCGCCGGAAGAGCUCGGAUCGCCGGAGUGCAAGCCCAUCGCCCUGAUCCGCAACAAACGCAAGAGCUCGGAGCCCUCCAAAGUCGUCGGCACCAGCUCGGGGUCCGGAAGCCUGCCCUGCCCAUGCCCUGGCAGCUAUAGCAUGAAUGCCACGGGUCCGCUCAAGAAGCGCAUCCGCUACACCUCGUCCGCCGACUCUGCCGUAGUACUCACCCCUCCGGCGGUGGACUCGCCGCCCCUGGUCCUACCGAGUGCCGCCUCCUCCAUGCGCUUGCAGGAGCCCGUGGGUCCUGAGGCCAUGCCGAAUCCGGCGCACGUCUUUGUCCGCCAUCCGGGAGUCACCACGUUGCACAGGCCGUUUGCCCCCCACCCGGAGCAGCUGGAGCCCCUGGCUCUGGUCACCAAAAGAAAGUCCUCCACCGCCACAGACAGCGAUGUCAAGCCAGAGGCUGAGCUGAGUAGAAAGCCCCAAGCUCUGAAGAAAUCGCUGCAGAAGAAGGUGCCAAAGGUAGCGGCUACCUUGCCCCUGCAAGACCUCAGCCUGAGCCUCAGCGACGAGGACAAGGGCCACGCACCGCACCAGCUCCCACAGCACCCCAGCCAGCACCAGCAGCGAAACUACAAGAACAUGACCAGGGAGCGCCGCAUCGAGGCCAAUGCCCGGGAACGCACCCGCGUCCACACCAUCUCCGCAGCAUACGAGACCCUGCGCCGGGCAGUGCCCGCCUAUGCCAGCUCCCAGAAGCUCUCGAAGCUCUCCGUUCUGCGGGUGGCCUGCUCCUACAUCCUGACGCUGAGCCGGAUGGCCGGAGAGGACUACAGCGCCGACCAGUCGGAGCCCUCGAUCGCCGAGUGCAUGGAGUCCGUGACGGCGACGAUCCAAACGGAGGGCAAGGUGAAGCGCCGGAAGGACGAGUAAGAGGCGAACGAGUGCGUCCUGCAGCAUUCCGGCCAUAGGUCACAGGUGGCCAAAUAGCUUUAAAAGUUUUCAAAGCUUUGUUCGUAGUUGUAGCAGCCGGAUCCGGAUUCGGAUACGUUCGUUUUAAGAAACACCGAGGGGAAAUCAAUAACGCGCCAUAAGCACUUUCGGUAUGCCCAGUGUGAGCAUACCGCAUUGUACCAUAAACAUGGAUAUUUUUAGACCUAUAUUUAGCAUAGAGUAGAGCUAGCAGCGAUGUGAUCCUAAUUUAGAGUCGCUUUUAC
This is a messenger RNA of Drosophila bipectinata, 1830 nucleotides long. RefSeq names its product net (gene net). Gene Ontology annotation, biological process: positive regulation of transcription by RNA polymerase II; axon development; sensory organ development. Gene Ontology annotation, molecular function: E-box binding; protein dimerization activity; DNA-binding transcription factor activity, RNA polymerase II-specific. The record is from RefSeq and is a predicted model, not a curated record. Gene Ontology annotation, cellular component: nucleus. Lineage: Eukaryota; Metazoa; Arthropoda; Insecta; Diptera; Drosophilidae.